Messenger RNA from Sardina pilchardus (European sardine), 9492 nucleotides. RefSeq names its product nuclear receptor binding SET domain protein 3 (gene nsd3). Gene Ontology annotation, molecular function: histone methyltransferase activity; protein binding. The record is from RefSeq and is a predicted model, not a curated record. Bases 261 to 5336 code for a protein of 1691 amino acids. Gene Ontology annotation, cellular component: nucleus. Lineage: Eukaryota; Metazoa; Chordata; Actinopteri; Clupeiformes; Clupeidae. The transcript has 23 exons.
CUCUCCCGAAUCUACGGCUACAAUACUAGCUACUAUGGAGACCAAGAUCGGACAGAGCGUGUAGUCCCUGUUAAAAAAAACAUUACCGUCGGAGAGUUGAGAAACGACGAAGCACAUUAUCGCUGCUUUCUUGAAAUCGUUCUAUGAUUGUGCAUUUGUGUGAACAGAAGCAGGGAUCUAAUAUUUGGCAUUUGUUUAGAAUGGAACACGCUGAAGGCCCUGUAAGAAAAAGGGAAACCUAAGGAUGCUGGAGCAGAACAAUGGAUUUCUCCUUUUCUUUCAUGCAACGGAUCAUGGGAAACACAAUUCAGCAACCCCCCCAGCUCAUUGACUCCGCCAACAUCCGCCAGGAGGACGUGUACGAUGCCGUCAGCGACCCUGGCGAUGACGCCAGCGGCCCCCCCUCCUACGAGGCGGCCCUGGAGCCCGGCUUCACCUACCCUCACGAAGACAUGCCGGUGGUCGCCAACGGCUACCCAGCUGCCGUGGGCGCGUACGACCCGCAGGCCAAGUUCUCUGCGCUGUACUCGCAGUUCCCCAACGGCUCGGCCAACGGCUACAACGCAAUCCGCGGCUACGAGCACGGCAUGCUGCUCGGGGAAGGGACGACGGUCCUGAGACCGCCGGUGGUGCAGGAGAAGCCGCCGACGCACCUGUCUUCGCCCCCGCUGCCCCCUCCCCCUCCCCACCCGAGCCUUCAUCUCCACCAGCCCCAGCAUCACCACCAUCCUCAUCCUCACCUUCAGCACACCCAGAACGUGCCUCUGAUGCCCACCCAGCUCCACCAGCACCACCCCCUCCACCACCAUCCACCCCCUCCACCUCUCCUGGCCUCCGUCUUGCCCCCAGCUCCCUCCUUACAGCUGUCCUCCUCCUCCCCCCCUCUCCUCUCCACCCACGACAGCAACAGCAGCAGCGGCGGCGGGGGCGGAGGAUCCGCCGCCUCCAGUCCCCUCCAGCCCGGCGGCGGCGGCGGCGGCGGCGUCGUCCUGCCCAAGAAGACCAACUCUCCCGAGAUCAAGCUCAAGAUCAUCAAGACGUACCAGAACGGGCGCGAGCUCUUCGAGUCGGCGCUGUGCGGCGACCUGCUGCAGGAGUUCCAGUCGGGCGAGGCCUCGCGCCGGCGCCACGAGCAGAAGAAGGAGAAGAGGAAACGGAGGAGCGGGCGCCAGAGCCUCCUCGCCGAGCACGACGACGAGGCCCCACCGUUCGCCAAGGCAACGGUAGGAGGAUGUGGAGGAGGAGGAGGAGGAGGAGGAGGAGGGAGGGUAGGAGCCCCCGAGGUGACCGUCACCACUCCCCCUCUGGAGAGACGUGUCGUCGCAUCAAAGGACGAACCGCUGGCACGGAUCAUCAGAAGCCCCAAAGCAGAGGCGAAGGAACAGAAAAUUGAGAAGCACUUUCCCACUGUCAUCACUGGCACUGGCUGCUGUAAGGAGUUUGAUAUCGGGGACCUGGUGUGGGCCAAGGUGGGCACCUACCCCUGGUGGCCCUGCAUGGUGUCCUGCGACCCUCAGAUCAAGGUCCACACGCGCAUCAACACUCGAGGUCAUCGGGAGUACCACGUGCAGUUCUUCGGCAGUGUUCCAGAGCGGGCCUGGAUUCACGAGAAGAGGGUGGUCCAGUACCAGGGCCAGGCCCAGUUUGAGGAGCUCCAGGCGGACACGCUCCGCAAGAGCACCAACCCCAUCGAGAGACAGAAGCUGUUGAAGCCUCAGUCUCAGCGGGAGCGUAGCCAGUGGGAGGUGGGCGUGGGUCACGCCGAGGCGGCCCUGUUGAUGACCAACGAGGAGCGCAACGAGAGCUACACCUUCAUCUACGUGGACAAGGAGCCCGGCGGAACACCACCCGGCACCGCCGGCUCUGCCACCGCCUCCACCUCCACCUCCACCUCCAUCUCCGCCGGGCGACCGCGCAAGGUUGGCAAACCGGAACGCAAGGUCCGGCGCUCCCGCAGCGGACCCGUGGAGCGAGAGAGGGAGGGAGGAGGAGGUGGUGCAGGAGGCGCUGGAGGCGCAGGAGGCGCAGGAGGCGCAGGAGGUGGAGGAGGUCCAGGGGGAGGCCCUCGGCGACAGCAGCCCCGCAGGCAGUGCAGCAUGACGAGCGGAGAGGAGCAGUCCUCCCCCAGCCGCAGACGCAGCGACGGGGACGAGGAGGAGGAGGAGGAGGAAGAGGAAGAGGAGGAAGACAACGAGGAGGAGGGGACGGAGUCCGGCGGCGUGCGACGCGGCCCGCGCCUCAGGGGCUCUCCCCCCGCGCAGAGCGGCAGCAGCCCGGCGACGGCCUCGGGAGUGACCGGCGCGUCGUCCUCGUCGUCCCCGGCGCCGGUCAAGACGGCGUGGAAGACGGCGGCGGCCCGGAAGCUUCUGCCGCUCUCCAUCACCAUGAAGAAGCUCAACGUGGAGAUCAUCAAGUGCGACUGGCAGCUGCCCAAAGAGAAACUGCUGCUGCCGCCCAAGCAGGUGGCCAAGGAGGAGGAGGAGGAGGAAGAGGAGGAGGAGGAAGAGGGAGAGGGGAGGCGCGGGGAGCAGAUGCCCUCUCCAGAGACUUCUCCACAGGGCUCCAGUGACAAGGCCGAGAUUCUGUCCAGUGAAGAGGAGAGGGAGCCGUCACCUUGUGACUGGACCAGCAACCAGGAGAGCGGCAAACACACACCGACCCCUGAGCACUCGUCAGGUCCACUAGAGAGGAAACUGCAGCGCAGAUGUGUGAGAAGUCGCUCUGAGUCGGAGAAGAGUGUGGAGCCGGUCCCAAAGAAGAAAGUCAAAAAGGAGCAGGCAGAGACUGCGCCUCAGAUGGAUUUGAAGACUGGGUUCCAGAAAGGAGCCAGUGAGAUCUCGGACUCCUGCAAGCCGCUGAAGAAACGCAGUCGAGCGUCAACCGACGUGGAGAUGGCGAGCUCGCUCUACCGUGACACAUCGGACUCCGACUCCCGAGGACUCAAUGACCCACAGAUGGGUUUUGGGAAGCGCUCUGACAGCCCCACCAAUCUGGAUGCGGACGGGUCCGACUCCCAGUCGGUGGACUCCAACCUGUCUGGACAGGGCGGCAGCUCGUCCAAGAGGGAGAACGUCUGCCAGAAAUGUGAGUCCUUUGGUGACUCUCUGGUGUGCUGCGAGGGCGAGUGCAACAGACUCAUGCACCCAGAAUGCCUUGGGGCCGGCUCGGAGGGGGAGCCCAUCUGCCACGAGUGUAAAACAGGUUCGCACGCGUGUUUCUCCUGUAAGGUGGCGGAGGGAGAUGUACGGAGGUGCGCGGUGCCCGGCUGCAGCCGCUUCUACCACGAGGCCUGUGCCAGGAAGUACCCGGGCACCGCCGUGGACCCGCGCGGGCUGCAGUGCCCCCAGCACAGCUGCGCCACCUGCUGUCUCGAGAGGGACCUGCAGAAAGCCAGUACAGGCCGUCUGAUGCGUUGUCUCCGCUGCCCGGUGGCCUAUCACACAGGAGACGGCUGCGUGGCGGCCGGCUGCGUGAUGGUCACUCCGCACCUCAUCGUGUGCAGCAACCACUCGAGCGCCCGGCGGAAUGGCCACCUCUGCUCACCGGUAAACGUAGGCUGGUGUUUCCUCUGUGCUCGAGGCCUUGUAGUGCACGACCUCACUGACCGCAUAUUAAGCUCAUAUACCUUUAAGUCUCACUUCCUUCUGACUGAGUCAAAUCGUGCUGAGUUGAUGACAUUACCUAUGAUUCCUUCUUCUUCGUCAGCUACCCAAAAGAAUAUUGGCAAAGGAGGAAGACUUCUGUGUUGCGAGGGCUGUCCGGCAGCCUUCCACCCGGAGUGUCUGAACGUGGAGAUGCCGGAGGGGGUGUGGCUCUGCAGCGAGUGCAGAACGGGCAAGAAGCCGCACUACAAGCAGAUCGUCUGGGUCAAGCUGGGCAAUUACCGGUGGUGGCCGGCUGAGAUCUGCAACCCCCGCCUGGUGCCGACCAACAUCCAGACGCUGAAGCAUGACGUGGGCGACUUCCCCGUCUUCUUCUUCGGUUCCCACGACUACUACUGGAGCAACCAGGGCAGAGUGUUCCCCUACGUGGAGAGCGACAGGAACUUCGCCGAGGGCCAGGUUGGCAUCAACAAGACCUUCAAGAAAGCGCUGGAGGAGGCUGCCAGGAGGUUUCAGGAGCUGAGGGCGCAGAGGGAAACUAAAGAGGCCCUGGAACAGGAGCGCAACUCCCGAAGACCCCCACCUUACAAACUCAUCAAGUCCAACAAGCCGGUGGGGAAGGUGCAGCUGCACGUGGCCGACCUGUCGGAGAUCCCGCGCUGUAACUGCCGUCCGGCGGACGAGCGGCCGUGCAGCCAGGACUCGCAGUGCCUGAACCGCAUGCUGCAGUACGAGUGCCACCCGCAGGUGUGCCCGGCCGCCGACCGCUGCCACAACCAGAGCUUCUCCCGACGCCACUACCCCGUCACCGAGGUCAUCAAGACCCACGACCGCGGCUGGGGACUCAAGACCAAACAGGACCUCAAGAAGGGGGAUUUUGUGAUGGAGUAUGUCGGGGAGCUAAUCGACUCCGAGGAGUGCCGUCAGCGAAUCCGCCUUGCCCACGAGAACCAUGUGGCCAACUUCUACAUGCUCACACUCACCAAGGAUCGGGUGAUCGAUGCCGGACCCAAGGGGAACGUCGCACGCUUCAUGAACCACAGCUGCAGCCCCAACUGCGAGACGCAGAAGUGGACAGUGAACGGAGAAGUGCGGAUCGGCCUGUUCACGCUCUGCGACGUCCCCGCAGACACCGAGCUGACCUUCAACUACAACCUGGACUGUCUGGGGAACGGCCGGACAUCGUGCCACUGCGGGGCGGAGAACUGCAGCGGAUUCCUUGGGGUUCAACCGAAGAGUGCGGUGGUGAUGGAGAAGGAGGAGAAGGUGCGGAACUCCAAGGUAAAGCCGCGGAAGCGGAAGCUGAAGCCGGAGAGCCACGAGUACCGCUGCUUCUGCUGCGGCGAGGGCGGAGAGCUGGUCAUGUGCGACCGCAAGGACUGCCCCAAAGCCUACCAUGUGCUCUGCCUCAACCUGACCACACCACCCUAUGGGCGAUGGGAGUGUCCGUGGCACCAGUGUGACGUGUGCCAGCGCGUCUCGAGCGUCUCCUGCGACUUCUGCCCCACGUCGUUCUGCCGCGAUCACGAGCGGGGCGGCCUGGUGCCCUCAGCCCUGCAGGGACGCCCCUGCUGCCCCAAGCACAACCCGCAGCGGCCCCUGGACGAAGGGCACGCCAAGGUCAAGAUCGAGGAGGAAGAGGAGGACGAUGAGGAGGAGGAGGAGGAAGAAGAGGAAGAGGAGGAGGAAGAGGAGGAAGAACAGCCAGAGUCACCCGAGGAGCCGGCCGAGUGAACCGGACCAAUGGAAGAAGAGUUUAGGAUCCAGACCGAGAGAGAGCGAGCGAGAGAGUGAGUGUGUGUAAGUGUGUGUGUGUGUGUGUGUGAGAGAGAGUUCACCAGACGCUGAGGUCACAGCUGAGGCUGUGAAACACAAGCUUACUCUGCCAGCGUAAGCAGAAAAGGCUGGAGAUUCGUCUGUUUUCGUUUUCCCUUUUAUACAUCACACGGACACACGCGCCCUCUUCUCUCAGACACACACACACACACACACACACUUUUCCCUCAGCUUUCCAUGUGACCUCUGUUUUUUUUUUUUUUUAAAUAUUCCUCUUCUGUUGACAGUUGGAAGUCCUAGACUGUUAUCUCCUUCGUUCUACCUGUACGGCCGAUGGUUUGGUUUCCUCCAGCGAUCUCCAGCCUCGCUCAAAGCCUCAUUGUCGGACAGUUGGCUCUCGGUCUGUGGACCUGGCUAAUCAUUCUCCACAUGGUACCAACGACCCAAGAACUUUAUUUUCUGUACCUCAUGUAAAUACCGGGCUCAAAUAGGUAGACUGGGACCGAGAAACACUCUCGACUCAGAACCCCACAGAUCACGCCACAUUUCAAAACAUUUACCCACGGUGGGAACAUAUCGUACGCCAGAUCAAACCAUGACAAAGACUUUGUUUAAUAAUGUCUCCUCAUCCCACUUUGUGAUUUUUCAAAUAUAUAUAUAUCUAUAUAUUAAUAUAUUUAUAUGUCUAUGUUUACAUUAACACACAAUGUAUUGUUACUACAGUAUACUAGUCCAUUUGAUAUCACUGUUGUUGCGUAUCCUCAUUGUCUGUGCUCUUAACAUUUGUUCGUUGGGUAUUUGCUUUUCUCGUUUUGACUGCCUAAAUAGGCACUUGGCUCUGCGUUUGGCACAUGACUUUAUGCUUCGCUACAAAUGCGUAUCACUUGAAGACGUGGAGAAGAACGAGCAGGUCUACUCUAACCUGAUUGGGAGACAGUGGAACAAUUAGAACCGCUAGACGCUGGUGAAGAGGACCCAAAGGAGAACCUGCCUUUUGGUUAUCUUUUUGGAACAGUUCCGGCUCUAGGAUGCGAAUGUGAAGUAGUGCUUGCGUCAUUUAUUUUGCGUAUUUUGUUUUUUAUUAUUAUUAUUAUUGUUGUUUCUGUAAUUAAUAUCAUUUUCAAGUGACCUAUUUGGGCUUGCUAUGGAGCCCGUUUGAUUACAUAUCUUGUUUUUGUUGUUGUCUCUAAAGUUAAAAAGAAACACCCACAUUUGCCCUCUGUAGAUGUUUUUGACACUGCCAUCCGAAUCCUAGAAGAAGCCUUACUGAAAAUCACUUUUCUUUCACGCAUUGUUUAAACUCUCCUUAUGAUAUUGCACAGGUGCCAAUAGGAAAGGUCUGCAACCAGAAUACACCUUGCUCAGAAGAACAGCACUCUCCAAUUGUAAUAGCUGUGAUGCCUCUGAUUUUUUAUUUGUAUUUAUUUCAUUUUUUAAAAAACUGUAGUUCAUACUUUAUGAUUUGUGCGUCAGGUGUGGUUCACCAGUGAUUUUUAUUAUGUAAAUAUUACCUGAAUCAUCUGUAUUUUAUUUUACUUUAUCUAGAACUUGACGACCGAUUCGGUUACAUACAAAGAAGCUGUACGAUAACGUUUUUUUGUUUUGUUUUGUUUUGUUUUGUUUUUUAUAUAUAUAUACCUAUAUAUUCUUCUUGUGCCCGCCCGCCUGCCCGCCCGGGAACUUCUCCAGACAUUCUCUUCCCACCGUGUUCCACACAGUAUUCAAGUGCUUAAGGACAGGCCUUUGGCUGUGCUUCUCCGUGAAGCUACGUUGUUGUCUUGAUCGUACUUUUGACCACCAAGAGAAAGCCUGGCCAGGCCCAUAAGUGGACAGGCUUGGGGAGAGUCACGUGGGUGGGGGACAUGAGCAGCAUAGUGUAGCAUCUUUCUGUGACUCCUCCGCUUCCUUGGUGUCCUCAAGAGCCAAUCUCAGUAGUGUUCAUAGGCCAUGGCAGUGGUUUUGUAAAACAAAAAAAAAAACAGCCAAAAAAAAAAAAGGAAACUUGCCUUGCCUGUGUGUUGGACUUAGCUGCUAGCUGCUGUGAUGUGAAGUACCGUGUUGUGCUGGUCCAAAAACUCAUUCGUUUACCAGUAAGCUGUGCUCGUUGUGGGCACCGUUUUAAGACCAGGAAUGGGAUAAGAAGCUGUGUUACUAUGGCGUUGACCUGUGACCUUGUGUUGUUUUCGAUACUGCUGCACCAUAGUCCUUUUUAACGGGACCAUGAUCCAGUGUUCUAAGAGAAUUCUGACAUAUUCACUCCAUGGCGUUACCGAGACGACGGGGACGAUGCUGGCAAAGGCCGGGGUUACUUGAAAAGUGUUUGUGUUCAUAUUGUUUAUCUCGCUUCUGGUUAGCGGCAGAGUUUGGACACAUCUCGGUUUGAAAUGCAUGGUUGUAGACCGUGGCAUUGGCGUGGCAUGUUUUUUUGACAAAGGGAAUAGCGUUAACGUCAGCUAUGAGGGGACUGUGCCCUACCGAUAGGGUGACCGAUGCGUGGGACAUGUGACCUUGUGCUGCUACCAGCCUUGUACGCUUUUUUGUUAGUUAGUUUGUUUAUUUCUUUCUUUCUUUGUUCAUUUCCUUUUAUUUCACUCUUACAAGAAGUGCACCAAUCAGCACUUUCACUUUGUUCACAUGUCUGGCCUUUCAGUAUUUUUUUUUAUUUUUAUUUUUAUUUUUUUUUAAAUGUGCUUUAAUUGUAAUGCUUCAGAGUCUAACUGUACAAGAGUAUGCGCUAAGAGGUUUCCAUAGAAAUCAAUAGGCACUUUCAGUAAAAACCAUUGACAUUUCCCUCCACGAAUAAUUGCAUUCUGGGGGGAAUCAAAUUAACAUUCAGACUUUUUAGUAUAGCUAUGUUUUAAAGAAAAGAUCUUCUAAUGGUAAAGGAAAAGAGUUUUAUUUUCUUCUUUAAAGUGAGGCUGUUCUGUAGGACACCCUUGUAUGACACGGUGCACGGUUCCACAGUUCUCAAAGGUUUCUCAGACAGCCUUAGCGAUGCCUUUUUAAGUCCAAGUAUCUUUCAUUGACACCAUAGCAUAUACCAAACUGAUGAGGUUUUCAGCUGCCAAACAGAUCCAGGGCAAGGGCCUCAAGGGGUUUGGAGUAUUAAGCUUGACCUAGCAGUAGUAUCAAUAAUAGGAGAAAUCUAGCCAAAAUCUGUUUGCGGACAUGUCAGUAUUGCCAUGAGUUCCUUUCACAUACGUCAUUCAUUCACUCCUAGUCUUAAUUUAGACACCCACACAGUAUUGAGAGUAAAGAUAGAUGUCCUACAUUUUUCUGUUUUUUUUUUUUUUAUUAAUGUCUUGCUUAUGUGCACCAUACAUACAUCUUGUAUUCUUUUUGAUGUGUGUGUGUGUGUGCGUGUGUAUGUGCGUGUGUAUGUGUGUGUGUCUGUGAGAGAGAGAGAGCGAGAGAAAGUGACCGGUUAGUCAAAAGCAUCUUUUGCAAUUCUAGCAUGCUGGUGACCAGUAUUAGAGUUGCUAUUAGGAGUUGAAAAAAAGGUGAAAUUGUCUCACCAGCUCCACUGAAAGAUUUUUUUUGUUUUGAUGUGUUCAUUUCACAUUCCUUUGAGAAAGACUGUUUACUAAAUCUUGCAACUGGACAAAACUAGUUUCUGUUUUGUGUAUUGUAUGUUUUGUGUCGGUGUAAAUGUCACCACAAACAUUGGAUUGAAGUAUACACUCCAUCUGAAUAAAAAAAAAGUAUCAUACACGAUAUGGCUUGGGUAGUAUGAAUGUCCUCUCCCAGUUUUAUAAAAUGAUAUACUCAUGAAUAGAGGUUUUUUGGCUAUAGUAUUUAGCCCAUGUAAUUGCAUUGUGUAAGAGAAUGAUGCUUGUCCAAUUGUAUAUAUUAGAUGGCAACAAAUCCAACUGUCAUUCUAUUGUAGUGUCAACAGAAUGCCUGUAACAUAUUGCUUCUGAAUGUUUGUGACGGUAUAGGAACAUUUUGUACAUUCCUUUUAUCUGUAAAAUUUUUAUUUGACCUAACGUUAUUUCUGAGAUGUUUUUUCUUCAGAAUCCAUAGAAUAUUCUGAGAGUACUUUAAGUAACAUUCCACAGAUUUACUCGGUUUCAGACAUGCCUGGUUUGACUUCAAUAAAACUGUUCUGAAUGUU